Molecule: messenger RNA, 3973 nt
Organism: Pongo pygmaeus (Bornean orangutan)
Lineage: Eukaryota; Metazoa; Chordata; Mammalia; Primates; Hominidae
Product: elongin-A3-like
Exons: 1
Coding region: 1096-2808 (570 amino acids)
Biological process (GO): transcription elongation by RNA polymerase II
Cellular component (GO): elongin complex; nucleus
Source: RefSeq, a predicted model, not a curated record
CUUCCAACGAGGGCAGCUGGGCAAGACUUGCCAUGGGAAAUCACGAGGCGUCCACCUUACCGUCCUGAUUUGGCGCCUGCUGACUUCUUUUCGUUUCCUUGUCUUAGAAAACCUGUAAAGGGCACCCAGUUUUCUUCAGUUAACAACGGAAGAAAGAUUGCAUGGAAACAGUUACAUUCCCAGGACCCUGGGGGGCUUUAGGGAUGGGCUGGACGGCGGGGAGGAGACACUGCUUCCAGAAGGGUCUCGAAGUUGAUGGAGACGGGGUCGAGAAGUAAAAUACACCUUUUUCAUUUUUCUCCCUUAAUCCCACUUUUCUACGAAUGUUUCCAAGUCCCCUCACACGACGGCAAUCCCAGGUAAAGAGUUGUCCUCCUCUGUUGGUUCUCCUUCCUACGAUUUUGUCUUGCGGUGUUGUUAUUUUCGCUUUUACUCCCAAGGGGAUUCUGUCUGUGUCUUUGGGAAUCCACAGAUGCGGGGGCUGGGAACAAGGAGGGCCAACGGUAGAACUCAGUGGGGUGUGUCCAGGCUGCAAUUAACCUAAUGAACCUGCCGGGCACAGCAGUCCACCUGGCGUGGACCGUCCCGAUUGGCUGCGUUGGGCUGACGGAAUGAAUUCGUAUUGGGGCGGGGCUGCCCAAGGCCCAAGGGGGUCAGGGCUUGAGUCCUGGGUGGGCCCGGGGCUGGCUAUAUAAGGCCGGGCUCUGGCAGCCCAGCUGCAUUCCGCCUCGGACGGCGCAGCGCAGAGGUCACUCCAGGCUGCGGCUCCACAUCCCGAGGGACAGAAGCGGGCCUGCUCAGCUGUCUGCAAGGACCGGCGUUCCAGACCAAGUGGCCCGCUGCUCCGAGGACCCAGCUCGCUCCAGGUUGUGGGGACUCCACGCCCCGAGGCCUGCGGUCCGCGAGGACCAGCGCCCCGGAACCAGUGGCCCACUGCUCCGAGGACCGAGCUCGCGCCAGGCUGUGACUCCACAUCCCGAGGUCGCUGCCUGGCGACCGGGCAGCGAGGACCGGCCACCCCAGACUUCGUGUCCCGCCGCCCCGAGGACAGAGCCGCGAACGCGAGGACAGCGACGCCUGCACAGCUCUGCUGAGAUGGCGGCAGGCUCCACUACGCUGCGCGCAGUGCAGAAGCUGCAGGUGCGUCUGGCCACGAAGACGAACCCAAAAAAGCUGGAGAAAUAUUUGCAGAAACUCUCCGCCCUGCCCAUGACGGCAGACAUCCUGGCGGAGACUGGAAUCAGAAAGACGGUGAAGCGCCUGCGGAAGCACCAGCACGUGGGCGACUUUGCCAGAGACUUAGCGGCCCGGUGGAAGAAGCUGGUGCUUGUGGACCGAAACACCGGGCCUGACCCACAGGACGCUGAGGACAGCGCUUCCCGACAGCGCCUCGGGGAGGCUCUCCAGGACCAGGAAAAGGCCUGGGGCUUCCCAGAAAACGCGACGGCCCCCAGGAGCCCAUCUCACAGCCCUCAGCACGGACGGACAGCACGCAGAACACCUCCGGGACAACAGAGACCUCACCCGAGGUCUCCCAGUCGCGAGCCCAGAGCCGAGAGAAAGCGCCCCAGAACGGCCCCAGCUGAUUCCGGCCCCCGUCGGGACCCUCCAACGCGCACCGCUCCCCUCCCGACGCCCGAGGGCCCUGAGCCCGCUGUGCCCGGGAAGCAACCCGGAAGAGGCCACGCUCACGCCGCUCAGGGCGGGCCUCUGCCGGGUCCGGGCUGCCAGGGCCAACCUCAGGGGGAAGCGGUGGCGAGCCACAGCAAGGGGCGCAAAUCGUCCCGCUGGGCUUCGGCUCACAAAUCGCCUCCUGUCCAGGAAAGCCAGUCAGAGAGGCUGCAGGCGGCCGGCGCUGAUUCCGCCGGGCCGAAAACGGUGCCCAGCCUUCUCUUCGCAGAGCUCUGGGACCCCUCAGCGGCCUGGAUGCAGGCCAACUACGAUCUGCUGUCCGCUUUUGAGGCCAUGACCUCCCAGGCAGAGCCAGAAGCACUCUCCGCGCCAACGUUCCAGGAGGAAGCCGCUUUCCCUGGACGCAGAGUGAAUGCUAGGCUGCAGGUGUACUCGGGCUCCAGGCCUGCCUGCCAGCUCCAGGUGCUGACGCUGCGCCAGCAGUGCCUCCCGGUGCUUAGAAACAAUCCGGACGCCCUCGGCGACGUGGGAGGGGUCGCCUACUCGGUUCUUGAACCCGUUCCGGAAGGGUGGACGCCUGAUCAGCUGUAUCGCACAGAGAAAGACAACCACGCACUCGCUCGAGAGACAGAUGAAUUAUGGAGGAUUCAUUGUCUCCAGGACUUCAAGGGAGAAAAGCCGCGGGAGCACGAGUCUUGGCGGGAGCUGUACCUGCGGCUUCGCGACGCCCGAGAGCAGCGGCUGCGAGUAGUGACCACGAAAAUCCGAUCUGCACUUGAAAACAAACCCAGCGGCCGACAGACAAAGAUGAUCUGUUUCAACUCUGUGGCCAAGACGCCUUAUGAUGCUUCCAGGAGGGAAGAGAAGUCUGCAGGAGCCGCUGACCCCGGAAACGGGGAGAUCAAGCCAGCCCCCCAGCCCGCAGGAAGCAGCCAGGCUGCCUCCGGCCUCGGGGACGGCGGCGGCGGCGGCGGCGGCGGCGGCAGCAGCAGCAGCAGCAGCAGCAGCAGCAACGUCCUUCACGGGCCCCCUGAGAAGCGGGCCAACCCCUGCCUGAGCAGCAGCAAUGAGCACGCGGCGCCCGCGGCCAAGACCCGGAAACAGGCUGCCAAGAAAGUGGCCCCGCUGAUGGCCAAGGCAGUUCGAGACUACAAGAGAAGAUUCUCCCGACGAUAAACUCAGGACUUGCCUUACACAUAAAAUCUGGGGGGAGGAGGACCAAUGCAAAGUCAACGCGGGUUGGGGAACGAAACUUCCAAUGGACACCAGGACCCUUGGCUGGGUGCAAAGUUGAGCCUCUGAAUUCUGCAGGUGUCAAGCGCUGGCCCUGUGAUUUUUGCCUCCCACACCCGGCCACUGCCUCCCUGCUUGGAGGACACCUCAGAAUUCAGAAGAUAUUAUGAACGCGUUCGGAUCAACUCUGCUUUGGUGGUUCACCGACCGUUUUUUAAACAACGCCCUAGUUGCCAUCAUAAAUCAGGUACGAGAUGUGAGAGUCCCUUUUGCCGUUUGUUCUCUCUUCUGAAAUCAUGGAGCACACAGGGACUUCUUAGACACAAACUCUCAAUCCAUCAGUUGACACUGAUAACUCCGACUACGCAAAAUGUCUUGUUACUGUUGUUGUUUUCUUUUAGAUAAAAGGCCGGGCAUGAUCCUCUAAUCGUGAGCCAUCCUCCUCCGGGAGGCCGAGGAAAGCAGAUCGCUUGAGCCCAGGAGGUGGGGACCAGGCUGGGCCAAACGGAGAAGCCCCGUCUCCACAAAAGAUACCAAAAUUAGCCCGGCGUGGUGGCACGGCCCCUGUGGUCCCAGCUCCUUAAAGGGCUGAGGUGGCAGGAUCGCCUGAGCUGGCCAAGCGGAGGUUGCGGUGACCCUUCCUCAUUCCACUGCACUCCAGCCUGGAUGACACAACCAGAGCACACCUCAAAGAAAACUGCUGUUUGUUUGAAGAAAGGAACUCUUGGCUUUCAUACAUAAAUGCUAACAACUGGUACGUUCCUUAAGUCAAAACACUUUUACUAGAGUCAUUCCCAAUCUUUUCACCCAGAACCCCUGUGAAAGAAUGGCGACACCUUAAUCAGCUUAUUUAGGUUCUCGAUCAGGAAGUCUAAACCUGCCAACCAGAGUUUCUAAUUCCCAUGAGAUGACCGGGUUAACUACCUUGACUUCACCUCCUACCAGCUCCUGCAAGCUUUGGUGAACGUUUGCCUUCUAACUCAGGGCAUUUGUUGGCUUCACGCGGGCUGGUAGUCACAGGUCCGUGUGCCAGAUACGACACACACACAUACACACAAACAAAGACACACACACAAACGCACACACACACGCGCGCGCACACACACAA